This is a messenger RNA of Candida albicans SC5314, 1932 nucleotides long. It is a transcript of the gene YBP1, whose product is annotated as Ybp1p. Bases 1 to 1932 code for a protein of 643 amino acids. Gene Ontology annotation, biological process: cellular response to oxidative stress. The transcript has a single exon. Gene Ontology annotation, cellular component: cytoplasm. The record is from RefSeq and is a predicted model, not a curated record. NCBI's taxonomy places the organism in Eukaryota, Fungi, Ascomycota, Pichiomycetes, Serinales, Debaryomycetaceae.
AUGGAAAACUUGGAAUCUGGAGCUCAAGACGCAUUACAAUCCAAAGAUUUCUUAUCUUAUAGUACACUAUUGGAUAUUUAUUUAAACGACCCAACAAAAUAUUCCAAUGAAGAGAAAGAGCAAUUACUAGGUCAUAUAUUGACUAUACUUUCCGAAAACAAACAGUUGACAUACGAAAUAGGUUGGGAUUUGCCACAAUUAUUGAUCUUGUACGUUGAUUCCGAUUAUGAAUUCAAUGGGCCUAUCAGAGACUCCCCUGGGGUGUAUAAAAUUUUGAAAAUUUUUGAAAAUUUGGCGAUUAAUGGUAAUCAUAAAGAAUUAUUUUUGAAAAGUUGUGAAUUAUUAAACGAUUUGGAAUUAUCUCAAGAUGAAGACAUUGAAUUAUUAAAACGUGAAAACUUCUUUGAAAUCAAAUUAUAUUGUGUAUUUGAAUUAAUUGAUGCCUGUUUGAAGAAAAUUCAUACUUUGUAUCCAUCGAGAUUUUUGGCCAUGACAGUUAGCUCGUUUAAUAAUCUUAUGUUCAAAUUAACUAAACAGCAUGGUAGUUUAGGUAAUUACCAUUUUGUCAUGAAAAGAGUUUAUAGUUUCUGCAGAAACUAUAUUAGCCCACCAUUACCCACCAAUGCUAAGGAAAUGCCUCAAGAGGAGUUGGACAAGAUUGUUAAAGAUGAAGAAUAUUUACAAAGAAGAUUAUUAACUGGGUUUCUAACUCAAGUGAUCUAUUUGGCCAAUAUAAAUGGAACUGAAGGUUACUCAAUUGAGCAUUUCAGUUGGUUACAACAACAAUCCAAAUCAAAAAUCAAAUUUGUAUUUGAAAGAGAUGGUGCAUUCUGUGAUCGAUUUGUGGAAUUGGCAUCUUCAUUCGAUAUUGAUUUGUUGAAAUGCUUCCAGGGGUUUAUCACCGAUUCCCACAAAUUGUUAAUUGGCAUUGACUACAAAAAUAAGAACAAAUCUGAAGAUGAAAUAAUUGAACUUCUUUUUGAAAGAGUUGUUGUAGAUUACCAGAAGAACGUUUUAACCAGUAUCGUCGACAGUGAUGCCAAAGCCAUUAAGGAUUCGAUUAUUGGUGAGUUGAUUUUAUUCACUCAUUCUAUAGCAGGAAAGAAAAAUUUUGCCAAACCAACAAUGUCAAUCCAUGAUUCGUUAGUAAUGACUUUACGUUUAAUCAUUCCUCAAAUGGUAAACCCAAAAUUUAUCAAUGCUGGAAAUCAUGAUGUAGUAGUGUUUUGGGUAUGGUUUGCAUUAUAUCAACAACAAAUUAUCAAUUCAAAAAAUUUGCAGUUGGAGAUUUCUUAUAUCCCCAAAGUUUUAUUGACAACAUUUUUCCAAUGUUUGUUAUUCAUUGUUAUUAAAUCCGAAGGGAAACCAAAUUUCAAGUACAUGCUAUUAACCUUAUUAACAAAAUUGUUGACAUUAUCUCCUGAUACCGGGUAUGAAUUCAUUAAGGACUCACUAAAUAAUUGUCCUUAUGAAUCAGUGUAUCCUUCUUUGAUUGGAGUCUAUAAGCAAUUGUUGUUGAACGAAAAGUGGGAUGUAAAUAGUAUUGAAUUGGAGAAGUUGAAUAUCUCUUCUUCUUCAUCAAACACUCCACCUAAAUUACCACCAAGAAAUGGUAUCAAGAGAAAGCAUUUUUCGUUAACCAAUGAAUCUUUGAACGAUUUGGUAGAUUUGAUCAAUAAUUCCCUGAAAAAUGCAUUCGUUGAAGAUAAUUCAAAGAUUGAUCCAAGCAAAUUGUCGACUAUUGCCGCAUACUUGAAUCUAUUAGUAGCUAUAAAGAAAGAUCCCGUGAUUGUUGAAAAUAAGGAAAAGUUGACCACUUUGAUCUCAUCAAUCGAAAACAAGAUCAAGAGUGUUAAAAAAUCGUCACAAAAUCAAUUUGAAUUAAAUGCUGCUGGUAUGCUUGAGAUUACAAUUGAAAGAUUCAAUGAGUAA